UUCUUAUCCACGCGUCGUCAAGUCGGCAGCGAAUUACGCAUUCGUAGUCAUGCUAGCUAGUUAGCAAGACGUGUGAUCUGCUGACUGUCAUCUGCCGUGAUACCGGGCACCCCAUUAUUCCGCCACUCGGCGACAUUCAUCUAUUAAAAAUGUAAGUGACGUGCGGUGCGCUACGUUAAUAAUCAGGGACGAGCAUUGUUAGCAAUAAGCGCGAAUCAGUUGCCUCGGAAUAUGCUGCGACGAAGAAGAUUCCGCGGCUUUCUUGUUCCAUUCUACUGUGAUUCUGUGUCUCGCUCGUCGCGCUUGCAUCGAUUCGCGACACGAUACGAUAACCUAAACCCAAGCAUCUCUAUCGGAUCUCAAAAGUAAUAACACAAAACGCUGAUCGAUCGAUCGACCGACCGCUCGGAGAGAAAAGUUGGAUAACGUUACAAUGGAGCAUCAAAUAUAUUUUCGGAUCGUUUCAAAUCGAAAGCGAAAACACUAACACACGAACAAAUGUUUUUAAGAAAAAAGAAAAGAGAAAAAUAAAAACAGAAAGAGGGCACACAGAGAAGAAGAAAAACGGCGCCUUUCGACGCGCUCGCAUUUUCUGCGGCGUCAUCCCGCCUUCUGGAACCAUCGUCAACGUCAACGUCGACGUCGAUGUCGACGUCGUCACGAGAUCGUCGAAUGAUCGCGAACAAUCGAACUCGGUUCGAAAAGUCGUGCCGUUCGUUUACAUUAUUUCGAGACAGGUUGAAGACACGUAGGGACUGAUCUCAUCCCCCCCUCCCACCCCGUCUUUUUUAUUUAUCCCAUUUUCGGUCAGUCUCUUUGUCAUCGGGGGAUGAUGAUCCUGAGUAGCAGUGGCGCAGGUGGAGCAGGUUCACUCGAAAAUAUCGUUUUGGAGUCGCUUUGUGAAAAUUCUCGAGUUAACCUCUCGGCCGCGUUGCGAUCUGCCGAAUCUCUUCUGCUUCCUGCCACUUCGCGGCGCCUUCACGUAGGUGACAUACGGAAAAGACACUUCGCACGACGGACACGGUUGUCCACGGUUAUCCGAACGGACGCUCAUUCGUUUACCCCGGUCGGUGAAGUAUCACCAUCAUCCUUACCACCGCCACGGCCACCGCCACCGCCACUGCCACCGCCACCGCCAGCGCGAAGAGGCAUUAUUUUUGGGGACGCGUAAAUAACACGUGCCGCCACAAGUCUGACGCUUUCCACGCGCGCGGGAGAGAAAAAAGACGGAACAAGAGACAUAUAGAUAAAUAUGGCAAAACUCAGAAAGUGUUCAACAGAUGAGAGUGAUCUAGCAGUGAAACGUCCCAAAAGUAGCGAAAGAAUGUUCUGUUGGGGUAGUACAAUUCAUGGGGAAUUGGGUUUGGGUGGAAUCGAGGAUGAAAAUAUCUUUAUGCCACGUGAGGUGGAUUUUGCGCAAGCAAAUGAUAUCGAGCAAAUUGCAUGUGGACAAAAUUAUACAGUAAUCAUUACAAACGAUGGUCAAGUAUACUCCUGUGGUAAUAAUGACUAUGGACAACUUGGCUACGAGACGGCGAGGAAAAAAUUACAAUUAAUACCUGGCCUGGAUGCAUUUGUAUUUAGAAAAAUAGCAUGUGGCAAUCAUCAUACUCUGGCUGUGAAUGAAUGGGGGCAACUUUUCAGUUGGGGUUGUAAUAUAAAUGGUCAACUAGGAUUAAAUAUCAUCGAAACCACAGAGCGUAUACCACGCAUGGUAAAAGCAUUAGCUACAAAAGUGGUAGUACAGAUUGCGUGUGGUGUGGAGCAUUCAAUCGCCCUGACCAAUGAUGGAGAGCUGUACGCAUGGGGUAGUAAUAAGGAGGGUCAACUAGGUUUAGGAAGCUAUACGGUUACCGAGAUAAAACCCAAGAGAAUUACCAGUUUAGCUGCUGUACCACUUGCAUUUAUUGCAUGCGGUGGAUAUCAUACCAUAGUCAUAUCGAAAUCAGGAGCUGUAUUCGCGUGGGGACGAAAUAACUUCGGACAAUUAGGAUUAAAUGAUACAGAGCAAAAAAAUUUACCAUGCCAGCUACGUACCCUGAGAAACGCGAGAGUAUGCUAUGCGGCGUGCGGUGAGGAUUUCUCGGUGUUUUUAACAAUGGAUGGUGGCGUGUUUACAUGCGGUGCUGGUAUGUACGGUCAAUUGGGUCACGGGAAUAAUACGAAUGAGAUUUUGCCGCGACAAGUUAUGGAACUGAUGGGUAGUACGGUAACGCAAAUUUCAUGUGGUAAAAGGCAUACAUUAGCUUUAGUGCCAUCGAGAGGAAGAGUUUAUGCAUGGGGUUUGGGUGGUGCUGGCCAAUUAGGCAAUCGUGCUUCACAAAGUGCUACAACGCCACAAAUUGUAUUGGGACCAUGGUCUUCGCCGAGUGGAUCAUCUAUGACGCUCGACUUGCACUACAGUCCUCUCAUCGAUUGCGUUGUCAAGCAUAUUUUUAGUGGAGGCGAUCACUGUUUUGCUACGAUUACUCAGAGAAAAGAUAAUAUAGAACCAGAUGACUGUAGAAUAUUAGGACCGACUUCUCAAAUUCUUACAGUGAUGGAGGAAAAAUUAAUCGAAUGUCAAAAGAUCCCAUCAGGCUCACCGGUUAAUCAUGAAUUAAUGACGUAUCUAGAAACUGUGUUCAAAAGUCAAGCGUGCAUAAAUGCAUCUUUUUUAGUUGCUAACAACGCGCAUUAUGGAUGUUCGAGCAAACAUCAUGGAGUAGAUCUUGAUAUUGCAAUAAAAUUAUUCGGAAUUAUCUCAGAAUUGGAUAAUGACACGAUUCAAGAACUGAUUUUCACCAGCAUAGCCGAGAGUGUGAUACCAUCACUUGUUGAAUCUCCACCUGAUGUGGAGACCUUGAGGGUGUAUUUAACGUUACCUCUGUAUCAUCGCUUCACCAAUCUGUCUAAUUAUAGCUCCUUGCAGACACCGUUUUCCAAGAUAUUCUUAAAUUUAAAGCCUGAAGCUAAUAAGAUUGUGGGUUCAUGGUGGAACACAACCACGCCAUACUAUUUCGAGAGACUCAUAAGAAUGUACAAAGCUGUGGUACUGCACUUUGUGAAACAGGCGACGCAGGACAAGAUCGUUCUCUGGUCUGAAAGUGUACAUUAUGCUCUGGAAAUGCUAUCAUUAUUGUACAAACUAAAUAUUUAUGUCGUUCUACUGGUACCCUACGAGACCUUCUAUCUACCAGAAUUAAUAAAACAUGUUAACGUUAUCAAGGACUAUCUUAGAUGGUUAGAUGAAGAAGAUCGAAUUUGUAAACAUAAAUUAUUCUUUUGCAAUUAUCCUUUUUUAUUCGAUGUUGAAGUGAAAACUACAUUGCUUGAAGCCGAUCAAGCUAUACAGAUGGAAAGUGCGAUGGAUGAAGUGGCAUCACGGGCCUUGAGAGAUAUUAUAUGGGGGUUUUUACCUAAUGCAGACUUCGAGGAAUAUAGUCAAUAUUUAAUAUUACACGUAUCACGAGACAAAAUAGUCAACGAUACUUUGACUUUGUUAAACAAAUAUGAUCGUAGAGAUUUGAAGAAACCACUUAGAGUUAAAUUUGCCGACGAGGAGGCUGAAGAUGUGGGUGGCGUCAGAAAAGAAUUUUUUAUGCUUCUAUUUACAGAGAUUCUCGAUUUUAAAUACGGCAUGUUCGAAGAAAAUGAAGAGACGAGGAUAAUCUGGUUCAGAUCCGAUUCAUUGGUCGAGGAUGAAGAAUUGUAUUUCUUAAUCGGUAUUCUCUGUGGCUUGGCUAUUUACAAUUUCAUAAUUAUCAAUGUGCCAUUUCCACUGGUCUUGUAUAAGAAACUGUUGGGAGAAAAAGUUGGAUUGAAGAACGUCAAGGAAAUAUCACCGACAGUGGCCAGAAGUUUAGAAAGUAUCCUUGAAUACAACGAACCGGACUUUGAGGAAGUGUUCUGCUUGAACUUUGACGUAAGCAAAGAAGUAUUUGGCGAAUUGAAAAGCGUCGAAUUAAUCCCCGGUGGUAGUAAAAUGACUGUAACAUUAAAAAAUAAGCAGCAGUACGUGGAUCUUUACGUGGAUUAUAUAUUGAAUAAAUCAAUUCAAACGCAGUUCCAAGCAUUUUCCAAGGGUUUUCAUAACGUCUGCGGUGGUAGAGUGUUGGAGUUAUUUCACAGUCACGAGUUGAUGUUACUUCUAAUGGGCAAUGAGAAUUACGAUUGGGAGGAAUUAGAAAAGAAUGCUUCUUACAAAGAAGGCUAUUCAAAAAGUGAUCCUACUAUCGUACUCUUCUGGCAAGUCUUUCACGAGUUACCAUUAGAAGAAAAGAAGAAAUUUCUACUUUUCUUAACGGGCAGCGAUAGAGUACCGAUACAGGGCAUGAAAGCUAUAAAGAUAACGAUUCAGCCGAUGAGUGAUGAGCGUUUCCUACCAGCCGCGCAUACUUGUUUCAAUCUACUUGAUCUGCCACGUUAUCAAACUCGCGAAAAAUUAAAAUAUAAAUUGCUGCAAGCUAUCCAACAUAAUCAAGGAUUUUCCCUUGUGUGAGAACGAAGGAUGAUAUGAAGCUUUCUCAUGACUCGUAAUUUUAUAAAUCGUAAUAUGACAAUUAAACUAUUUAUGUACAAAUCUCAUAAAUUUAACAAAGAUAGAAAUAUUCAUGAAAAAUAGCAAGUUCCUUAUAAACUAUGAUAACAUAGCGUACAAUUCGUCUGCACCUGAGUUUCUCGCUUUGAAUUUUUUCAAAAUUUGUAUUAUUUUCUUGUUAUCUAACAAAUACAAAUUCAUGCCUAAAUAAACUCAAUAAUUACAUAGUAUAAUAUUUUACUAUACAAUGAAUCGCGAAAAAA
Pogonomyrmex barbatus (red harvester ant) is the source of this 4782-nucleotide messenger RNA. RefSeq names its product HECT and RLD domain containing E3 ubiquitin ligase 4 (gene Herc4). The record is from RefSeq and is a predicted model, not a curated record. Lineage: Eukaryota; Metazoa; Arthropoda; Insecta; Hymenoptera; Formicidae. Gene Ontology annotation, molecular function: ubiquitin-protein transferase activity.